AUGCUCCACGAGUUUCAUUGCCAAAACCCACUCGCAGCUAAGUCAUUCAAUGAUGAAGAAGUGUUGGCACAAGAUGAACAUCGAUUUUAUCCAGUCUAUGGGCCAUCACUCACUGUAGGGGAGAGGACUAUAACUGCAACACAGGAUGUUGUCGAUCCAGACGGCAAAACCUUCAGUCUGUCGAAAAGCCAGACUUCCAAAGUAGUCGCUCCGAGGUUCAAUCUGCCCCUAUCAGAUGUUCACUCUUUCUACCCUCCAUCUGAGGGACAGUUAUUCAAGGAUUCGCAUCUUCUCUGGGAACGUCAAAUGGGAUCCUCCACACCGCUGAAAGACGGUUCAGAGAGGACACGCAUUCCAUGGUUGGCAUUAUGGGUGUUCCGACCCGACGAGCUUGUCUCCCUGGGUACAGGCAUAUUCGCUGGAAAGACCCUUUCUAGUACAGGAGCUGUUAAUCUUAAAGUGUCGGACGUGAUCCAAGCAGAUAUAUCGGACAUUUGCACGCCAUAUAAGCAUGAAAAGACCUCGCCAAACGAAGUGGAUUCGCAGGCGGAUUUCAUAUGCCUGUUCCAGGCACUUUGUCCCAUCUUACGCGGCCGAUGGCACUUCGACUGGAAAGACCGACUUGACUGGUACCUGGCGCAUGUUCGGAAGGUGGGCAGUGAAUGCCUAAAAGCUGCGGCAGCAUCUGCGACAAGCGACUGCUUCAGUGUGGUCAUUGAAAAUCGCACUGGUUAUUCACAGAAUCAAGAUCCUUCAUCUCUGGGUGCCGUCGCUCAUCUUGUGUCUCUCGAAGGCAUCGGCCCGAGUUUCAACCCAUUGCCCGGCGCCAAGCUGGUCGAGCCUGAGAAUGCCCUGAAAGCAAUCGGUACACCAGCUAGUGGACUCGAAUGGCUACGGCCAAGUCAGGACAAGUAUUCCGGGCUGCUGAGCGCCCAAGAAGCUGACAAACAGCGACGCGGUGUGCUCAUUCCCACCCUUCCUUCCGCUAACAUUGCCCUCAAUAAGCCGAUCCAUCUAUUUUCAACCCAACUACAGAUCCUAUAUACAGAAAUUGGCCUAAUUGACAACUGGUAUACCGCCGCUUGGAAUUUGGGCAAAGCAAAUGCUCUCGCUGAUGAGAACUUCCUGAGCGCAUUUGUCCGGCUUCGUACUACUAUCUAUAAACGAGCACUGCUGGCUGCGAAGGCAGAAGUCAUUGAUAGUCAAGACGAGGCGCCAGCAGUCUUGAAACGCUUAAUAUCUGCAACAGACUCGCUGUUGAAACUGCCUGAUGCCAAGAAGGAUAACCAGUUGAAAUGGUUUAACAGCAUGAGAGUCAAGUUUGCUGAUGCCAUGAAAGUAGAGACAAACAAGCUGGGCCAGAGUGUUUCUGCUGAGCUUUAUGAUGAGCAGAAUAAUCCCUUAUCCUCGGACUGGGCUGCCGUUGUCGCGUGGGUCUAUGAUGGGCUGUUUUUAGCCAAUAUACCUUGGUAUCACUUAUUUAUGGAACCGUCAAGCCUGCCACCGAACUCGAUUCGGUUCUUCUACGUUGAUCCAACUUGGCUGAACGCGUAUCUAGACGGCGCAUUGAGCAUUGGAAACCAUGUGGAAAGCGACCAAGAUUCGGUCCGAGCAGCCAUCAAGCUUCUGCUUCAAAAGUUCUUCACAACGAAGAACGCAAAAUCAGGGUAUCAGCCACAGGUUCCAAUCUCAGGCCUCCUCCUUCGAUCGUCACUCGUCGUAGAUUUCGAAGAUCUGGGAAUCCAAGCGCCUCGAAGAUCAGACGACUCUCGGGCCACAAUAUUGAGACAAGUCAAAUUGGCUCCUGAUAUCUUGUUGGUACUGUUCGACCGGGCACUGACCAAUAUCGAGAUAUGUCAACCUUCUCAUGAACAGUGCUUUUUGGCCUACAACGGAAAGGUCAGCAAUAGGAAAAUCGAGAUGGCGUACAGGAACAUCACCACUAAGCCCACCAGUUCCGACAAUAUGCCCAUAAAGCCAUUUGACACACAUAUUUCAAAGCCAUCAGAGACGAUUCUAAACAGUUAA
This is a messenger RNA of Clonostachys byssicola, 2028 nucleotides long. NCBI's taxonomy places the organism in Eukaryota, Fungi, Ascomycota, Sordariomycetes, Hypocreales, Bionectriaceae. The record is from the annotation of a GenBank genome assembly.